This is a messenger RNA of Argiope bruennichi, 4751 nucleotides long. Its product is annotated as 6-phosphofructo-2-kinase/fructose-2,6-bisphosphatase-like. NCBI's taxonomy places the organism in Eukaryota, Metazoa, Arthropoda, Arachnida, Araneae, Araneidae. Gene Ontology annotation, molecular function: 6-phosphofructo-2-kinase activity; fructose-2,6-bisphosphate 2-phosphatase activity; ATP binding. Gene Ontology annotation, cellular component: cytosol. The transcript has 13 exons. The record is from RefSeq and is a predicted model, not a curated record. Gene Ontology annotation, biological process: fructose metabolic process; fructose 2,6-bisphosphate metabolic process. Bases 198 to 1520 code for a protein of 440 amino acids.
CUUCGUCAACAGACGGUGAAAGCGCGAACGCGGUCGUUUGUGAUGUGCGACGGGUGUUUGCGUGAGGAUGUUGCUUUUGGGCGGUAUUUCAAAAAUUUAAUAAUGCUGAAAUUUUUCAAAAUUCUGAUCUUUUGUUGAGAAUUUUCUUUUAAACUAAUAAUUUUUCUUAUAUUUUUGUUUUCAAUAUUAAUAUAAACAUGCAUGUUGAUUGGAGUAUUGUGAAAUCUCAUCCUCUUAUGAGAAGAGAAUCUUUGGUGGAUCCAGACAAUCGUAGCCAUUGUAAUUUGCCGCAUGUUAUUGCUAUGGUUGGUCUUCCUGCUCGAGGAAAAACUUACAUUGCUAAGAAAUUAACUCACUACUUGAAUUGGAUUGGCAAAGUAACUAGAGUGUUUAAUGUUGGAGAAUAUCGCAGGCAAGCAACAGAAGCCUAUAAAAACCAUAGCUUUUUUGACCCAAAUAAUAAAGAAGCAUUAGCCAUUAGAAGCAAAUGUGCAUUGGAUGCUCUAGAAGACAUGUGCCAGUGGUUGGAGCAUGAAGGGGAAGUUGCUGUAUAUGAUGCUACCAAUACUACAUUUGAAAGAAGGAAACUUAUUUAUGAUAUUGUCUGUGAGAAAUUUGGUUGUAAGCUAUUUUUCAUAGAAUCAUUAUGUGAUGAUGAGAACAUUAUAGAAGCAAAUUUAAAGGAAGUCAAAAUAAAGAGCCCUGAUUACAAAAACAGAGAUGUUGAUGAAGCUUUGGAAGAUUUUAUUGCCCGAAUAGAACAUUACAAGAAAGUAUAUGAGCCAUUAAAUGAGAACGUGGAAAAUAAGUAUUCGUUCAUGCAGAUUUACAAUGCAGGACAGAAAGUGUUUGUCCAUCGGCAUGAAGGUCAUAUCCAAAGCAGAAUUGCUUACUACUUGAUGAAUAUUCAUAUUAAUCCUCGAUCCAUAUAUCUUACCAGACAUGGUGAAAGUGUGUUCAAUGCUUUAGGUAAAGUUGGUGGGGAUUCAGAGCUCUCUGAAAGAGGAUGGGAGUAUGCAAAGAUGCUGUCGAAAUAUAUCAAGGAACAAAAAAUUCCUAGAUUACGUGUUUGGACCAGUUUAUUGAUCCGUACCAUUCAGACUGCUUCAGAAAUUAAGGCACCUCAAGAGCGAUGGAAAGCUCUCAAUGAAAUUGAUGCUGGUGUGUGUGAGGAAAUGACUUACGAAGAAAUAAAAGAGAAAUAUCCUCAAGAGUUUGCUGCUCGUGAAGAAAAUAAAUUUAAAUACAGAUAUCCAAGAGGAGAAUCUUAUGAAGACUUGGUAACCAGAUUAGAACCUGUUAUUAUGGAAUUGGAAAGACAAGAAAAUGUGCUGGUAGUUGCUCAUCAAGCUGUUUUGAGAUGCCUCCUGGCCUAUUUUCUGGAUAAGAAAUCUUCGGAAAUACCAUAUAUUAAAGUUCCAUUGCACACCAUCUUAAAGCUUACCCGAGCUGCCUAUGGAUGUGAAAUUCAAGAGAUCCGUGUCCCAGUUGAUGCAGUUGAUGAUCACAAACUCCUGUGAAUUUAGCAGAGAAGAAAUGUUUUUACUAAAGUGCCUUAUUGUCCUUUAUCAAAAGUUUUAUAGAUUAGUGAAGGAUAAGGCUUAUUGUAAUAGUAAUGUGGCAUCUGAAACAACGUUUGUUUUUCAGCAUUUUACAACAAGGUACAAUUGAAAAUUUUUAAUUAAAAUCAAUAAAUUAAAAUCAAUAUGCUCUUUUUAUCUUUUACUUUGGUAUUUAAAGAGCUAAUAUUUAUGGGAUGUGUCUUUAAUCAGGAAAAUUAUUUUUAAGUGGUAUUUAUGAUAUAUGAAUGCACAAAAUCAAGAUCCUUUUUUUGUUUUUCCUGUACUAUUAAGCAACUUAAGUAUUAUUGAUGUAAUUUCGAAUUUUUAUAGUCCGCAGUAUUUUAUUAUAAGGAUCCAAAACAACUCUUUAUUUUGCCAAAUGUGAUGUAUGAAUUUAUAUUUUUGAAUGUUUAUUUAAUAAUAGAAAAAAAUUCCUUCGGCUCUUCUCCCCAUCCCACCCCCUAAAAAAUUCUAUGAAACAUUGUAAAAUUGUUUUUAAAUUUUGUGAAACAUUUUGAUAUAAACCAGUGGGAAAUGGCAGGCAUACUGGUUUCAUCAACAGACUGAUUUCUUUUUCUUGGAAUUUGGAAUAUCCAGCAAAAGUUUUCUUUUAUACUUAUAUAUGCACAAACAUUGCAUUUUACAUUUUUGUGGGUGUUCUGAAUUAUUAAUCCAUUGAUUUGUCAUAUUUAUAAUCAAAAUCAUUCUUUAUGUAUUUUUUAUUUACAAAUUUAAAUUUAAAAAUUCUUCCUGUUUUAAUUAGCAUGGAAAUUUGUAAAAUAAUGCAUUUUUUACCUGCAGUUCAGUUUUUUUUCGUGAAAAGAAAUUCCAGGCUUCUAGCGUUCAUACUUUAUGUUUGGAAAAAUAUACAAAUUAAAUGUUGUAUUAAAGAAAGGAUGGGAAAUGGAUGAUGCAAAUGCUGUUUUAUCUUCUCUUUUGCUCAUCUCUAUUUGGAAGAAAAAAAAUCUCUUAUAUUUCUUCAGUUUUUUCAUGAAAAAUAUAUCCUGGUUCUAAAAUUAUUAAUUUUCAUUUAUUCAUUAGUUUAUGUGGCCAAAUAAUAAUUUUGAAAACUAAAUUACUUUUUAUACCUAUUUAAGGGGCUUUUUUUUUUUUUUUUCAAUUAUUAUUUGAGUUUUUACAAUUAUUGUCUGUUAUUAGGAGGGGAAAUGCUUUGAAACUUCAAAAAAGAAUUGCAAACUUAAUAUUUCCUAACAAUUAGUUUUUUCUGUCUAAUGGUUCUCCAUCAUUUUCUCUAUUUGAAUUACAAUUUUUUAUACUCUUUGUCAAAAAUCAUUUGGUUAUUCCAUGGCUUAAUCUUCUUAUUUUUGGAAACUAGUAGAAUAUUUUAAUUCUUUUUAGUAUCAAUUACACUAUUUAAAAAAGAAUCUGCAUUCCACCAUCUCACAUUGAAUAAAAUUAAGAUGAGUGUUAAAUGAUUUUAAAAUUACUUGAAAAAAAUUUAUUUUAUUUAUCUCUAUAGCUCAUAUAUAGAGCCAGCCUUAGGAAAUGCAUGGGCUUAUUUUGAAAAUAUAUUAGCUAUCUGCCUUGGUUUUCAGUUUAUCCCCCCCCCCCUAUUUGGAAUAAAAUAAAGAAAAACAAUUAUGGUUAUGAAAAGGAAAAAUAAUGCACGCAGAAAUUUCUUUGAUAUUUAUUUUUUAAAAUGUGAUCAGACAUUUUUUUAAUGCUGCCGAGCCUGUUUUUGUAGAAUUUUUUACUUUUCUAUUAAUGAUGUAAAAAUAAAUUUGAAUAAAACAAAAGCUCUAGAUUAAUUUAACCAGGAUUCAAUAUCAGAUUAUAAAAAAAGGGGGCAAUGUAUUUAUUUCCUCAGAUUCAGUUUGAAGCAUUUUCUGAGUCUCUUACGAUGAAUGGCUAAUUCAAUUAUACUACCCAACCCACAUUAGUUAUGUCUCAGAAUUUAGUAGAUUACACUCUGGCCUGGGGCUUAAUAGAUUUAGUUGGCUAACAGCCAGUCUAAUCCAUACGUAAUUAAAAUGUAGGUAAGGCAUCAUUGAUUUUAAUAAUGAAUAUGGAUGUUUAUGUAAUUGACAAAACUUGAUAACUUUUUUAAAAUUUAUUAUUAAUUGUGAAUGACAUGAUUAGUACAUUUUUUUGUGAAAAGUGAAGUUUUAAAAUUUUAAAAAGAAACAGAAAUAUGAAAUAAAAUUUAUUCUUAUAAUAGUUUGUAAGAUACCUCAUAAAUUAGCAUUGAAGUUUGGUUAGUGUUUUUGGGAACAUAGUAUUUUGCUUUAAAUUCAAAGCUUCUGAAAUGAACAAUUUAAAAAUUGUGACAAUUCCCACAUAGCUGUCUUCUCUUUGGUACUUCACUAUUAUUGUUAAGGGAGAAAUUUUAAAAAAUCUUCAAUCAAAAGCAUUUCCUUUAAAACAUAUAUUUUUUUCUUUCUUUGAAUCUUCUUAAAUCUCAUGCAAGAAUUGCAUAAAAUAAAUAUUUACUGAUCUAACAUUUCUCUAGGAGAAAAUAAUCCCUCUAUUGAUUUCAUUUCAUUAUAAACAAAAUGAGAAUAGAAAGUUUAAUACAAAAUUAUACUGUUUCAUGUAAGACAUUCAUCUUCAAAUGUGUUCUAGUAAGUCAUUUAUUCAAAGUACUUAAAUUCUGUCAAAUCUUUACCAGAAUUCUUUUGUAUUUAAUACACAAAAAUGAGUUUUGGGAAAUUAAAAAAACUGUUUUAAAAAUUCUGUAUGGAAUUUUUCUUUUGAUAUAUUCUGUGAUCUCAGUAUGUUUAUAAACAAGAAAUCAAUGAAGAAAACAUUGUGUAACAAAUAAUUUUUGCAUUGAAAGUUGAGGUGUUUUUCUCAACUUCCAAUGAAGUGUUCUUCAACUUUUUCUGUUUUAAAGACUGUUAACUAAUUUAUAUUAUAUUCAGAAAAAAUUACAAACAAGCUAUGAUUUACUCUGGUAACAAUGGUUAAUGUGUGAGAUUUUAAACUGUUAAAUGUUUAUUUAAUGUACUUUCUGAGACUAGAUUUUUGUGGACUAAAAUCUUAUAAGCAGGAACUUAAUAUUUGUAGAUGUUUGCGAUUUUAAUAUUUGAUAGCCAAACAUUAGAAAGUUUGAAAAUGUGUAUUUUGCUUGUCAUUCAAUUAAGAACUUUUGGUAAAAUAUUUUAUAUGUAGUAUUUUGAUUUUAUUCAAGUUUUUAAAUCUCGGAAUAAAAGUUUUUAAUCUGUUUUA